UUUCAAAUUUUUGUUUUUCCAUCUAGGCUAAAAUUUAUGUUAUAUUUUAAGCUUUACGUUAAUUGGUAAAAUGUUUUGUUUAAAACUGGUUUGUUUCCAUCUUAACUUUACCAACACGCCUCCAUUCUCAGGACUGAGCAUUAGCUCCUACAGCUGCAAUGGAACAUCAUUUUACGUGGGCUGGGAGUCAGACCCAGGUGUCCGGCAUGGUGGGAAAAUUCUACCACUGUACCAGAAAUGCGCCCAUAACAAGCCCAAGGCUGUGCAUUUCCAAGCAGGUCUUCUUUCAGACCUGACAUUCAUUAAAUAAAUGGCCAGAAAGGACCUGUAAUAAACCAGCAACCUCAGGAAAACAUUUACCACCUGCUUCAGCCGGCUGUGUGAUGUUCUCGAGCUCCUUGCUUAAGAUUGGCACAGGCAGUGCAGUUUUCCUAUGCUUUAUGAGUGUAGCUUGUCAAAAAAUGUAUAUGUUGAAUGUGACGCAAGCUGCUUUAAAAAACACCAUGUAAACACAUGUAUUGCUUUUUUGCAUAAAAGUUAGUAGUCAGACUGUGUGCUGUACAUCUAAGAAGUUUUUGAGUUAAUGAAGGCUAUGCCUUCAGCUGGCUUGUGUUUUUAUAUCCACUUUGACAUGCAUAACAGUGAACUCAAGUGAUUGAACUCUUCGGGACAUUUGUGGACCACUCAUUCUUCAAAGCAAUCUAAAGGCGACCGUCGUAGGAGCAGCCACGCAGCAGGAUUGUGACGCAUCAUUUCUGACACUGUCAGAACUUCGUUGGAGGCUAAGAUCCAUCACAAGGGCAAUUAAUUGUUCGCCGGUUAACGAGUUGCGCUGACGUUCAUGCGCUUUGGAUCGUAAAAAUUAUUCUCAUUUUCGUACAGCUGUGUUCAUUAUUAGCAGCCUGCUGUUUCUGGGACAACUAGAUCAUACCCCGCAAGACAAAAAAUGAUCAUCAGCUCUCGUACGAGUUAGUGUUUAUUUAAUGAAAUGAGACAAUUAUGAACAUGCCCGUAGAGUGUUCUCGUAAUCCGAGCGAGCUACGGAAGAAUUACUAUGUGUUUACUGCACAUAAAUAAACAAUGACAUAAUUACAUAACGAUGCCAGGAAGAUGCGUCGAGGGCGGUUUUGAAAGACAGAGAAAGAGGGAAGCGGAAAAAUCCUUUUGCUUGCACUCAGCAGGUGUCUCUUUCGAUUAACUGACGCUUAGAAUGCAUCCUGUCAUAUUUACUUGACCAUCAUGCAGACAGAGAAAACAGACUAUCUCUUCCGUGUCUUCCCGCUCCUCUCGCGCUUUAUCUAACCACCACUUCUAAACCCUGCCAUCGAGUCUUGCUGUUCAACAAGUGGAAAAUCAAAUCAUAUUUCAAAAGACUGCACAAUAAAACACACUUAAAGGACUUGGCGUUGUGGUUUCCCCAAAUACCCUUCUUUCUCUCUGAUUCUCUCUCACUCUCCCACUGUUUCUUCAUUUGCAGAAAGCCUCCUCCCACUUGUCCUUUUUGAGUCAUACAAAGAAACCCACUAGAAGGGCAUUCUCUCUCUGUCUCUCUCAAUGCUACUUCCUUCCUCAUCGCCCAAACACUUCUCUCCACUCACCUGCUGAAACCCUGAAUGCACGCUCUCUCUUUUUCAAGCAAGAAAGACUCACACACUCACACACCCACACUCCUCUGAGAUCCCUGGUGGUUCUCAUUCCCCCUCUCAUCUCCGUGAGCACCUGACGUUGAGGGAGCUUGUUCCCUCUCACUUCCAGAGGUCAAUAUUCCGGCUUACGGCGAGAGCUCCGCGCUGGCGGCCCAGCCGCUUUCACGCUUCAGCCUGGGACGGAAGACCCUGCUGGGGGCCGGCACGGCCGUCAUGCUGCUCUUGGUGCUGGUGGUCCUCAUUCCUGUUCUGGUUCAUCUGGCGGGCAGCAGUGAAAACGGAGGUCAGUAUGAGAUGCUAGGCACUUGCCGAAUGGUCUGCGAUCCGUUCUUGGAAAAAACCGGCACAACGGCCGGUAUCGGUACGGGCACGGCUAUCACUAAUACGCAGUUGGAAGCCGAGGCGCUGACUGAUCAUAGCAUGGGACCCCCAUUGCCCACUUACGCCCACGGACCACAGGGCAAACCCGGCCGGCAAGGAAAACCAGGGCUACCAGGACCGCCGGGUCCUCCAGGACCCCCGGGACCACCUGGAGAGCCAGGUCCUCCAGGACCAAUGGGGCCACCAGGAAAUAAAAACCACACAGAUCGACCGGACACUUUUGCUCUGGGUGGGAGAACAGCUACCGGAAUGGGGACAGCCGUAUAUACCAUGGGACCCCGCGUGGCCUUUUACGCAGGUCUGCGAAACCCGCAAGAGGGCUACGAGGUUCUGAGGUUUGACGACAUAGUUACAAACAUUGGGAAUAACUACGAUGGAGCGACUGGGAAAUUUGUGUGCAAGGUUCCGGGGACGUACUUCUUCACGUACAAUGUCCUCAUGAGAGGAGGAGAUGGAACCAGCAUGUGGGCAGAUCUCCUGAAAAACGGACAGGUGAGAGCCAGCGCCAUCGCUCAGGAUCAGGAUCAGAGCUACGACUACGCCUCGAACACCGUCAUCCUGCACCUCGACCCCGGAGACGAGAUCUUCAUCAAGCUGGACGGCGGGAAAGCGCACGGCGGCAACAGCAACAAGUACAGCACUUUCGCUGGCUUCAUUCUGUACAGUGACUAGAGGUCGAAAGGUCAUCGGGUUCGGACAUUAGGGGCUCUUAACUGAUUUCAUCUGAUAAAUCUGAUGUUUAUAACCCCUCUGAUGCGUUUAGGUCAGGAAAGAUUUCAUUUUUUUGUUUUACCUCUACCGUUUCGUUUGCCACGGGGGAUUUUCACCUGAAAUUCAACAGCUAUACACUCACGAGUGAGUCACAAAACACAAGAUAAUUUGUUUAAAGGGUCAACUGAUUCAUUAUGCCCCCCUCCCCCCCGAAGGGAAUGGACCUGUAUGUUUUGCUGUAGUGAACACUCGCUUUUUAAAGCCUGGAUCCAUCGAGAAGGCGACGGGAAGUGGUUUUAGAUUCGCCCGGUCCGCCCUGAAACCUUCGACGGACACGCAGGAGAUCGACGCGACUGAUCGAAGCCGCGAUCGAUCGAAAGCCCGGUCAAGCGAGAGUUGAUAUUUCAUUCUGUUGUCGUCUUCGUACGUAUGAUCAAUCUGUGAAUCUGCGCUGCCGUUUAUCGAUGUCUUCGACGCAAUGUGAAGUGGAUGACCCUAAAUGACGCCCUAAGAUCUUAAUGAGUGUAUGCACCUGGUUUUGACUGCUGUAAAUUGCACCUCGUCCCCGAGAGUCUGUUGUAAAUCAUAGUAGUGCAUCUGUUUGUGAUUGCCGUGUGGAUGUGGAAGUGCUAACACAAAUAAAGCUAAGCGUUCGUUUGAUCUUCAAGCUGAGGCUGAACCCUUUCGUUGUCGUUCCUAUCCAUAAAUGAUGAAGUAUGUGGCAAUAUGAGCAUCACGAGUAAGUCUUAGCCCGAUAAAACUACUAGCGUUACUAUUAGUGAAUGGAGAUCUAUUAAACAUUGUAACUCUUAACCAGUGAUGCUGGUUUAUGAUGACGAUGACCACUAUCUAAAAUGAUGUCCUGUAUAUAUGGCGACGGUUAUGACCUGUAAAAUGUAUCUAAAUAUCUCAGUGUAUCGGCUUAUAGAUUUUUGCUUUUGCUAAUAAAUGGGAUUUUUCUAA
This is a messenger RNA of Puntigrus tetrazona (Sumatra barb), 3701 nucleotides long. Its product is annotated as C1q-related factor-like. The transcript has 4 exons. The record is from RefSeq and is a predicted model, not a curated record. NCBI's taxonomy places the organism in Eukaryota, Metazoa, Chordata, Actinopteri, Cypriniformes, Cyprinidae. The coding region runs from base 1860 to 2699 and encodes 279 amino acids. Gene Ontology annotation, molecular function: protein binding.